UUUUGCUUGACAGCAAUAGUCAUAGCGUGUGUUGACAACACAACAUUUAUGUCCGUCAAACACACGCUAUACAUACUUGUAGUACCGUCACAUCGUUGAAUGCUGCCAUCAUUACUUUUCUCAUUGCAAACAGUGGCGUUUUUAGUGCUCCGCUUAAUCAUCUCAUGCUAGUGAAAUAUCUGCCAUCGAGUUGAUUUUCCACCGGUUCAUGAAAUAAUAUUAAUGGCUUUUCCGUCAUCUACAAACCAAGACGUGACGAAAAAGAUACUGGAAGACAUCCAGAUGAAAAAACAGCUUUUGCAAAAAGGAGUCAAUUCACAUUCGCCAGGCUUUGGCAAUAUAUACAAUACGUCUCUCGGGUUCGGCAGCCUUUACACACCUUCACCAUUGUUUCAGCUUCCCAAGUACACCACCACCGCCGGGCAACCGAACGACAACAACCAGAGCAUCUCGAAGGGCGUCUGGAGUCAGGCGAUCAAUCAAUCGUUUGGUUUUUUUGUACCGCAGGACUCACUGUUUGGUAAUAACAUUCUACCGGUACUACCACGGUACGACAAUCCGUCGAUCCAUUAUGCUAGUACACCAAAAUUUUGAGGGUAAAUGAAAGGUUUCCCUUAACACAAUCUCUACACAUCUUUAAACACUUCCAUACUCACACUAAGACACACCCUCACACUCACAAACGCAUCGUUUCAUUGCAUGGAAUCUAGAAAUAUUGUCGAAAUUGGGUAUUGAUCUGAGACUAGCAUUAUCAAACAAUGGCAUGCAUUAAGCUAAAACAGCUCGAACAGUUUCUACAAACUGUGGACGACUUUACGGCGCCGAAUGUUCGUCUCGAACAGUACCAGACACCAUCGCAUAUUGCGAGCCAGGCACUGUAUGCGAUUCAGACGAAGUAUGCUGAUCUAGAAGGCCGAAUGGUUCUGGAUUUGGGAUGCGGUCCGGGAAUGUUGAGCAUCGGUGCUGCCUUGCUCGGUGCGGACUUUGUUCUUGGGGUGGAAAUCGAUCAACACGCUGCAGAGGACUUCAGGAGCAACCGUGAUGAGUUUGAUCUACAAAACGUCGAAUGUUUGCAGGCGAACGUAUUGCAACUGCCCGCCCUUUGGCACGAUAAACCUUUGUUCGAUACGGUGCUGCUCAACCCACCGUUCGGUACGAAGCAAAAUAGUGGUAUCGAUGUCGCUUUCCUGAAGGUUGCUAUUAGGCUAGCGCGCGGUGCCGUUUACGCUAUGCAUAAAUCAGCCACAAGAGAGCACAUCAAAAAGAAGGCACGGGAGUGGAAGGUUCGGUCCAGUCUGAUCGCGGAAUUACGAUAUAAUCUACCACAAACAUACAAAUUUCACAAAAAGAUAAGUGUGGAUGUGGCAGUGGAUUUGUGGCGCUUUGAAAAGGAAUGACGUGUAUGAUGACGAACUACGGCCAACUAUCAAUAGAAGGAUAGGGAAGAAUUAAUCCCUCAUAUUACUCAGUACUUAUUAUCCGGUUACGUGGUAUAAAUCAGUCUAGUAACUAAUAAAUGCCCAACAACGACUUUGCAAGACGUCAAAACAAGAAGACAAUUACUCAGGCUAACUUGACACAUAUUGCUCUUGUUUUUUUAAUCAGAAAGAAUUGAAAAGCUGAUUACUAUCAUCGCACGCAUUGUAAAAGAAUUGAGCGAGCGAUAAUUAAAGAUAAGGACAAUAGUGUGUACUAAGGAAUCCAAAUUUCAAUCGUUUUCAGGGUUUCUUUUUUUACGGUGCGGGGUAUAUGCUUAUCUGUUCUAAGCUUACGAGCGAGCGUAGAUUGAUAGAUUUUAUUGAUCGUUACAGCAUGUUGCAAUACCAUGUAGACGAACAAUUCAUGGACAAAAGAGAAAAGCGCUCCUGAAUAGUUCAAGAGAUUCCUCUAAUAUGCCAAUACCGCUAAAUGUUUGUAGAGUCUAGUAAAAUAAACUAAUUUAAAAUGUUAUCGAUAGUAAAACGCGCUCAUCCUUGCAUCGUUCAAAAAAUAAAAAUUAGCAAUGAACAGAAUUAUGAUUUCGUAAAUAUGUUCUAUCUGGACUAAGUAAUCAUUUACAGAAACGGACCACUUGAUGUUUUAAAAUCGUAAAACUGAGGUUAUGGUGUCAAUUUUUAACGAAUCGACUUAUUUUUUUUUGUAAAAUUUAGUUUCAGAUGGUGACAAAACGUUUCUAUCAUUGAAUCAAACGAGAUAUCGAUUUUAAGUUUAUGUUUAGUGAAAGUAUGACCAAAACAUAUUUUACAAUAAAAUAAGCCUAUUCAUCAAAAUAAAAAAUCGAA
Messenger RNA from Anopheles stephensi (Asian malaria mosquito), 2282 nucleotides. RefSeq names its product rRNA N6-adenosine-methyltransferase METTL5 (gene Mettl5). Gene Ontology annotation, molecular function: nucleic acid binding; rRNA (adenine-N6-)-methyltransferase activity; rRNA (adenine-N6,N6-)-dimethyltransferase activity. The coding region runs from base 759 to 1397 and encodes 212 amino acids. The transcript is spliced from 5 exons. Gene Ontology annotation, biological process: rRNA methylation. NCBI's taxonomy places the organism in Eukaryota, Metazoa, Arthropoda, Insecta, Diptera, Culicidae. The record is from RefSeq and is a predicted model, not a curated record.